This is a messenger RNA of Recurvomyces mirabilis, 1872 nucleotides long. RefSeq lists its product as uncharacterized. Gene Ontology annotation, biological process: amino acid transmembrane transport. NCBI's taxonomy places the organism in Eukaryota, Fungi, Ascomycota, Dothideomycetes, Mycosphaerellales, Teratosphaeriaceae. Gene Ontology annotation, molecular function: L-amino acid transmembrane transporter activity. Bases 1 to 1872 code for a protein of 623 amino acids. The record is from RefSeq and is a predicted model, not a curated record. The transcript has 7 exons.
AUGGCGAACAUCAUAGCAAUCCGGCCUGGUAAUAUGGAUACGCAGAGCGUGGCGGAGAUCUUCACCCCACGCAAGCUCUCUGUGGAGGAACAUGGUGAGGUUGUCGCUCCCGCGGUCCGCGAACGUAUCUGGGGUCCAGCAGCUCGAGUCGAUUCGACGGUGACAUUCGAGGAGUACCAGUACUGGGCUAAGGAGGAGCGUGCUUUAGAGGAGGAAGAGAAUCGGCUCGAUCAAGCUGAGAGGGGUCCGCGCACAGCCCUGUCAACUAUCACCGGCCGCUUCUCCAAGGGUGUGCGUCAGGAAAGUGCUGAGAAGGAUAAGAAAGCUCUCGAACGUACCCACAGGACUGUCGACGAGAAGAACGGGGACGGCACUGUCACUGAUACAAAAGGCGACUCACAUGGCUCGAUGCUCUCGCCAGCUACCUUAGCGGCCACCCACACUGAGUGGCGUGAUGCUGCCCGUGUUAUGCGCACAGCCAGCUGGGGGUCGAUCUUCUACCUCAUUACCACUGACAUCCUUGGCUGGUCCAGUACCCCGUACGUCUUCGCCAGCGUCGGGUUUGGACCUGGUGUGGCCUUGUACGUGAUCUUUGGCCUUGCUGCUGGCUUCAGCGGCUGGAUUCUUUGGCAAGUGUUCUUGGGUCUGGAUUCUGCCCGCUACCCUAUGAUGAGUUUCGGCGACCCAUUCUUCCGUGUGUUCGGAAAGAGAGCACGCCAUGCCAUCAAUAUCAUGCAGUCCAUUCAGCAGUUUCUGACUGUCGCCGUGCUAGUGCUUGGGCAAGCGUCUAUCAUCGCACAGAUCGCAGGUGCCAGGAUCUGCUUCAUUGUAACGAUGAUCAUUGUCAUGGUCGUCGGCAUGAUUCUGGGCAGCAUCCGAAGUCUGCAGCGCUUGAGUUGGCUAUGCAAUGCUUCAGUCUGGAUGAAUGUUAUCAACUUCAUAAUCAUCCUCGUCGCUGCCGGCAAAUACCCACCUGACUACGAAACGAUCUUCGCCCAAACAGUAUUGCCCAAGCAAAUCAUGCCGAAGCGCACAUUUGCAGGUCCACCGCCACCAGACUACCAGCUACAGUCAAAGAACGAAUUCGCUGCCCAAUUCAACGGGGUGGACUCGAUGGUUUACGCUUACUCUGGUCUCAUCUUAUUCAUUGCGUUCCUGGGAGAGAUGCGGCACCCUAUGGACUUCUACAAGGGUCUCUUCUUGGCGCAAGGUUUCAUCUGCUUGGUCUACAUCUGUUUUGGUGCCGCAGUUUAUGCUGAAGUCGGUCAAUAUAUGGUCUCUCAGAUCGGCCAGUCCAUCCAGCCAUACUCGAUUCAGACCGCUGGUAAUGUUUUUAGCUUGCUGACGGGCUUCAUUGCUAUUGUCCUCUACUUCAAUGUCUGCAUGAAGACAAUCUAUCUCGAAGUCUUCCAAGAGAUCUUUCACUUCCCGUCCAUCACUACGAAACGUGGCACAUGGAUGUGGUUCGGACUCGGACCGCUGCUUUGGAUUCUAGCCUUCAUCGUUGCUGCUUCGGUUCCGAAUCUCAAUGGCAUCGUCAAUGUCGUCGGCGGUCUGUUUUCGCUCAACUUCACGUACAGUAUCCCGGCUCUCUUAUGGCUGGGCUACAGUGUCAAGGACGCCUCCGCAUUAGAAGGCGAAGGAUUCAAUCCUGCUACUGGUGAGACCACACGGCUUGAUGGGGGCGUGAAGCGAUAUGUUCGAGGCUACCUCAAGCGUCCGAUCUCCCACACCAUCACGCUGCUAUACUUCACUGCUGGCCUCGCCUGCUCUGGCAUGGGAUCGUGGGCUGCCAUCGAGGGUUUGAUCUCAGUCUUCGGACCUGGAGGUACUGUUGCCACUUCUUGGGGUUGUGCUAGCCCUGUGGGUUAG